Molecule: messenger RNA, 1749 nt
Organism: Moesziomyces antarcticus
Lineage: Eukaryota; Fungi; Basidiomycota; Ustilaginomycetes; Ustilaginales; Ustilaginaceae
Product: uridine permease Fui1
Exons: 1
Coding region: 1-1749 (582 amino acids)
Biological process (GO): nucleobase transport; transmembrane transport
Cellular component (GO): plasma membrane
Molecular function (GO): nucleobase transmembrane transporter activity
Source: RefSeq, a predicted model, not a curated record
AUGUCGCUGGUCAAGCGCACCAUCAAUGCGGUGGCCAUCAAGGGCUCCGAGCGGCGUCCGGGCGAGUCGCGCGGCAACGCCAUGCUGCGCAAUGCAGACCUCCUCCCCGUCGCGCCCGAUCGUCGCACCUGGGGCUGGAUGAACUUUGCCGCCUUUUGGAUCUCGGACGGCCUCAACCUCAACACGUUCAUGAUCGCAUCCACCGCUGUCUCCGCCGGCCUCACCUGGUCGCAGGCAUGGGCCGCCAUCAUCGUCGGCUACUUUGUCGUCGCGCUGCUCGUCGUCGCCACUGCCAGGAUCGGUGCAGUGUACCAUGUGUCGUUCCCUAUUCUUGCGCGCAGCACGUUCGGCGUGUGGGGUGCCAUCUGGCCUAUCAUCAACCGUUCGGCGAUGGCUUGCAUCUGGUACGGCGUGCAGGCGUACAUCGGCGGCCAGUGUGUGACGCUGGUGCUGCGAUCGAUGUUCCCCAGCUACGCACGCAUGCCCAACCACCUUCCCGCAAGCGCCGGCAUCACCACCAUGGACUUUGUGAGCUUCUUCCUCUUUUCGCUCAUCUCGCUGCCGCUCGUGGUGAUCCACCCGACCAAGAUCCGCUUCUUCUUCAACUUCAAGAGCGUCGUCGUGCCAAUUGCCGCCAUCGCCUUCUUUGCCUGGUCCAUCGCAGACGCCAAGGGUCUCGGACCCAUCGUGAACCAGCCGGCUACGCUCAAGGGUUCCGCUUUUGGUUGGCAGUUUGUGGCGUCGCUCAUGUCGUGCAUCAGCAACAUGGCGACGCUGGUGCUCAACAUUCCGGACAUCUCGAGGAUGGCCAAGAACAAGCGUUCGGUCACCUGGUCGCAGAUCCUCGCCAUCCCCUUGACCUUUUCGCUCACCUCGUUCCUCGGCAUCAUCAUCGCUUCGAGCUCGCACGUCAUCUACGGCGAACUCAUCUGGAACCCCGUCGAUCUGCUGGGCGAGAGGCUCAAGCUGGACCCGUACAACUCGGGCGCGCGCGCGGGCGUCUUCUUUAUCGCGUUUGCUUUCAUCAUUGGUCAGAUCGGCGUCAACAUUGCGGCCAACUCGCUCUCGGCCGGCCACGAUCUGGCAGCCGCAUGCCCUCGCUUCAUCAACAUCCGUCGCGGAAGUCUGGUGGCGGCUGCGGUUGGAUUCGCCAUGUGCCCCUGGAACCUGCUCAAGGACAGCAACAACUUUGCGACGUACCUCUCGGCCUACUCGCUCUUCCUCUCGAGCAUCAGCGGCACCAUGAUGGCCGACUACUACGUCGUGAGGCGCGGCAAGCUCGAUGUGCCCAGCCUCUUCUCGGCGAGCUCGGGCAAGACCGACGGCCAGCCACACGCCUACCACUACUGGCACGGCAUCAACUUGCGUGCGUUUGCCGCGUACGUGGCGGGCAUUGCCAUGACCGUGGCUGGGUUUGCCGGUGUGCUGGGUGCCGAGGUGUCGGUGGUGGCGCACCGCAUGUACAUCCUCGCGUACCCGAUCGGCUUCCUCGUGUCGGCGCUCGUGUACAUUGGGCUGUGCGAGGUGUUUCCCGUGGUGGGCGGCGUGUCGGUGCGCGCACACAAGGACUUCCUCGAGCCCGAGUCGUGGGAGUCGGACAUGUGGGAGGGCGCACCCAUCGAGGGUCUCGACGCCGCAGCCGACGCAAGCGCCACCACCAGCGACAUCGAAAAGGCCUCGGCCACCGACCACAAGUCGCCCACCCACCAGCAGCAGGUGCUCUCCACCGAGUACUAUCUGCAAAAGUAG